CCUUCUUUCUUCUCCAACUAAAAAUUUUAUUAUCCCUAUGCGCCUCAGAGAAUGAUGGAGGAGUCAUCGAAACACCCUGUUGCAUUCAAGAUAGGUCAGGCCUUCCACGGCCUCGAACUUUCCGAGCAACUACCAACAUUUAUACCUGAGGAGGCCAGCGAGGAUGAUACUUCAUCAGAAUAUGUGGAUAUCGUGCACGUAAUGGGAAUCUCGCGGCCGGAACGUAUGAGCUUGGAAGCCGUCUUCGGUGAUCACUUCACCUCUCACGCGGAACGACGAGAGUUCGUAUACCAAAGCAAUGCAAGUCAUUUUCUCUUAGGAGAUCUGACUGGGUACUAUGUGGAGAAAGAGGCACUGCAACUGUUAGCUGGGUUACUCCAGUUUCGACCGUCAAGCGUAGGGAAGUCUAGUUACAGUCGAUCUAUCAUCUUUAUCGCUUAUGAGCUGGGGGCCUUGGUUGUGGAAAGAGCUGUUGCGCUUUCUGGUUCUCAUCAAACAAUUUGGACCAGUAUAUUCACCGAUACUGUGAGAUUUGUGAGUUGAUCAUGGCGGUGUUUGACGAAACGCGAGCACUAGGUCUCAUUUUGACAUGGUGACAGAUUUUCGCGGGCUGUUUCCACCGCAGGACGGAUGCCCCCUCAUUCGAUGCCCGAAUAUGGAAGUUUCUAGAGACACACAAAACAGAAGAAUGGGGCCAUCUCAUCAGUCCAACUUCAAUCAGGGCGUUGGCGAAUACCGCCAUGGAAUCAA
Molecule: messenger RNA, 750 nt
Organism: Aspergillus neoniger CBS 115656
Lineage: Eukaryota; Fungi; Ascomycota; Eurotiomycetes; Eurotiales; Aspergillaceae
Exons: 4
Coding region: 52-543 (163 amino acids)
Source: RefSeq, a predicted model, not a curated record